UAUGCGCAUUACACAUUAGGAUUGUCAUUUGUCGCCAAUAUGACAAGUACAACACGCAAGAUGUUACAAGUUACAACAUAAUUCAAAAUAUUAAACUUAAAAAGUUAUUAAUCAGUAUCAACAAUAUUCGAAUAUUAUUGCUAAUUGCAUUGUCAUGAUAAAAUAGAUUAGUCCGUGGUAGACGUAAACAAAAUGUCAAAUGUCAAUACGUUACUACUUACAAGUGCACCACCACCCACCCCCUCCUCGAUACGUGGUGAUAAGGUACCAGCAGUGUAUAUUAGGUAUUUAUUUUUAGAAAUGCGUUUCUCUGAAGCUAACCAGUGAGCGGCGGAGACCGUAUCCAUUGGCUUCACGAUAAUUAUUACGAAUUGCGAUUUACGAAGUAUAUAACCUGAAAUCGACAUUUUCCACUAAAUAUUUUAAACUUUAGUGAAUUUGUUAUUUUUCAUAUUUUAUUUUGUUUGAGCUACGUACGUCGAGUUAUGCUGCAUAAAGUAUUCUACAUUGGUUAACUUUUAAUUAUACUGAUUACUGGAAAUAUUUGUUGUUUUUAAAUAAGUGCUGGAAACCAGAUCUAAUCGGGAGACUUGCAAUAUGUCGUUAGUUGAAGAAGUUUGUGUUUGUGGUAAAAUGAAAGCAAAAAUGAAUAGUACAAAUUGGCUAAGACAUACUAUAGCAUGCAAAAAACGAAAAUCAGUAGAAAGUACUGCAAAGCUCAGUACAUUUUUUAAGUCGUCUAGAAAUGUUUCUGACAAAGUUGAAACACUGGUUAUAGAAACUAUUGAUAGUAUUGUAUGUGAACAACGUAAAUCUGACAGUCAGAAUUAUUCCGAAUCAAUACCCAAUGAUGAUGUUAUUGAUUCUAAUUUGUUGACUGAAAUUCAAUCCACAUCUUACACUAAUUCUGUCGAACCAAAAGGUUGGUCCGUCAAAAACUCCACCAACAACAAAAGAAACCAC
Sipha flava (yellow sugarcane aphid) is the source of this 963-nucleotide messenger RNA. RefSeq lists its product as uncharacterized. The record is from RefSeq and is a predicted model, not a curated record. Lineage: Eukaryota; Metazoa; Arthropoda; Insecta; Hemiptera; Aphididae.